AUGCAAAUUCAUUUCAAAAUUAACGAACAGCAGCAGCAUCUUAAGGAAUGGGCGCACCUCAAUUUGCUGCUCCCGUUCCCGCUGAUGCUGCUGCAUGCAGCCAACACUGCCAACGUGAGCAGCAGCAGGGCCGAGGGCUGCAGCAGCAGCAGCAGCAGCAGGAGCAGCAGCAGCUGCGUCAGCAACUUUUGCAGUCAGAACGGCAGCAGCAGCAGCAGGAACAGUGGAAUUCGGGGCUCCGGUGACAGCAGCAGCUGCUGCUGCGGUAACGACACCGGCAGCUGCAGCAACUGCAGCGGGACUGCAGCAGCAGCAGCAGCAGCUAGGAAGCAGCAGCAGCCGCAGCUGCAAACUCUCAUAGGAGGACAGUGGUGGGCAGGUUCAGCAUGGGCCGCAGGAGCAACGACAGCAACGAGGCCAGCAGCAAAUACUGGAGAAGCAGCAGCAGCAGCAGCAGCGCGAGCAGCACGGACGCCAGCAGCAGCAGCAGCAGCAGCAGCAAUCCAGCUCAACACCCGCAGGUGCUUCAUCCCCAGAUAUAAAAGGGUCCUAAGCAGCAAGCAGUGCAGCAGCCGCAGCAGCAGCACCAGCAGCCGCAGCCGCAGUAGCAGCAGCAGCAGCAGCAGCAGCCGCAGCAGCAGCAGCAGCAGCAGCGGGCACAGCAGCAGCAGCAACGGCCGCCGCCGCAGCAGCAGCAACAGGGGGAUCGUAAAGCUGCUUUACACAGCGAGUUGGCGUUUCUGCUGCAUGAAGAGCAGCAUCAACAGCAGCAGCAGCAGCAGCAGCAGCUGCGGUGGGGAGCGCAGCAGCAGCAGGAACAGUUGCAGCAGCAGUAGCGAGUGCGGCAGCAGCAGCAGCAGCGACAGCAGCAGCAGCGAAAAUGAGGCGAAGAGAUAA
This is a messenger RNA of Eimeria necatrix, 897 nucleotides long. RefSeq lists its product as hypothetical. The record is from RefSeq and is a predicted model, not a curated record. NCBI's taxonomy places the organism in Eukaryota, Apicomplexa, Conoidasida, Eucoccidiorida, Eimeriidae.